AUGGACGCUCGGAAGAAGAAGAGAAAGGUGCUCUUGAUGGGCAAGAGUGGAUCGGGGAAGUCAUCCAUGCGCUCGAUCAUCUUCAGCAACUAUGUCGCAAAAGAUGUCCGGCGCCUUGGUGCGACGAUCGAUGUGGAGCACAGUCAUGUCAAGUUCAUGGGUAACCUGACAUUAAACCUGUGGGAUUGCGGAGGACAAGAUGCCUUCAUGGAAACGUACCUCGCCUCCCAACGCGGGAACAUCUUCUCCGACGUUGCAGUGCUCAUCUACGUGUUCGACAUUGAAUCAAGAGAAGUCGACCGAGACCUAGACACAUACCACGCAAUUAUCGAAGCACUCCGCGAAUUCAGUCCGAACGCCUACGUCUUCUGCCUCGUACACAAGAUGGAUCUAAUCCAAGCCGAGCACCGCCAACGCAUCUACGAAGAACGCUCAGCCUUGAUCCGCAGCCGCAGCGACAACUUCCGUGUAGACACCUUCGCCAGCAGCAUCUGGGACCAAUCGCUGUACAAAGCCUGGGCAGGCAUCGUCCACAAACUAAUCCCGAACCUAGUCGUGAUCGAGCGCUUCCUAACAGCAUUCGCAAAGAAGAUCCACGCCGAAGAAGUUAUCCUCUUUGAGCGAUCUACCUUCUUAACCGUGACAUCUGUCACAUCCGAAAUCGGUGAACUGAACCCCAUCUACGAUCGCCAUGAACGUCUAUCAAAUAUCAUGAAAGCCUUCAAACACUGCGCCGCCCGCAACACCCUGACCACACCAGCCUCGGCUGGCUUCGUUGUUAUGCACACCAAAACCCCCCAGUUCAAUAUCUUCCUCGGCCGCUUCACUGAUAAUACUUAUAUAUUCCUUGUCGUGCCGCCCGGCGAAGCCUCCUACAACUGCGCCGUUCUCAACACCAUGCUUGCCCGCGAGGGUUUCUCAAAGGCGGCUGCUGGCGGCCGUGGCGAUGGCUUCCCGCUUCCUCCGCCAGAUUCAGAGGAUAACGCGACCAAUGGAUAUGCCCCGUGA
This is a messenger RNA of Penicillium antarcticum, 1008 nucleotides long. RefSeq names its product Rag GTPase GTR1. The record is from RefSeq and is a predicted model, not a curated record. NCBI's taxonomy places the organism in Eukaryota, Fungi, Ascomycota, Eurotiomycetes, Eurotiales, Aspergillaceae. Gene Ontology annotation, molecular function: GTP binding; GTPase activity. Gene Ontology annotation, cellular component: Gtr1-Gtr2 GTPase complex; fungal-type vacuole membrane; nucleus. The transcript has 2 exons. The coding region runs from base 1 to 1008 and encodes 335 amino acids. Gene Ontology annotation, biological process: positive regulation of TOR signaling; cellular response to starvation; cellular response to amino acid stimulus.